Messenger RNA from Saccoglossus kowalevskii, 4008 nucleotides. RefSeq lists its product as uncharacterized. Lineage: Eukaryota; Metazoa; Hemichordata; Enteropneusta; Harrimaniidae. The record is from RefSeq and is a predicted model, not a curated record.
AUGCCCAUUCAGGACUUAUCAACACUUAUCAGAUGGCAGGAAGAACAAAUCAAAGAAAGGAAAGAAAAGAAAAAUGAUAAUAUUGUCAUUAUUCUACUAAGAAGAGAUGAAUGCAAUAAAACUGGGGAAGAUGAACUUGUUGAAGCCCUGAAAGACAAGUAUGAUGUACUCAGAGAUAAACUUAUUGCUGAAGCAUUGAUGAAACAGAUGAGUGAGGCUGAAUGGAAUAGACUUUCAGAAAAAGAACGACAAGAAAGAAUACUCAAGAUGAAGUUGGAGUUGAGACGAUUGCUUGAAGAAGGAAAACAAGAUGAAGUGGCUAGGUUGCUAGGCGAUGUGAUUGAAACCCAGAAUGCAUUGGAAAGUUUGAUGGGAGAAAAUAGAGCUGAGUAUGAGAGGAAGUUGAAAGAGAGGUUGGCCAGAAGAAAAGCAAGGUUGGCGAAAGGUAUGUCAGAAUCAGAGGUCAUUAAACUUGAAAGCAUAGAAGAAUUAGCAGAAGAAGAAGAACUGAAGAAAAAACCCAAACCUAAGAAUAUCUUAAAAGAUCUGGAUAGGAGAUAUGAUGAGGAAAAGGCAGCAUUACUCGCCAGUUUGAAAGGUCAAGAUGAUAGACUAUUGAGCGAAAGACUACGACAGGCAGAGUUAUCAAGACUUAAGAGAGAACAGAGAAUAACAAGAGAGGAAGAUAAGUUUGAAGCAGCCGCCAUUUUGCUGGGGUUAGCAGAACACUAUGGUGACGUUGAAGCAAGGAAGCGGUUAAGACAAGAAGAGCUGGCAAAACAAAGAUUAGCCGAAAGGAAAAACAGACGAGCUGAUGCAAAGAAAAGAUUAGCAACGAUAGAGGAGGAAGUUGUAACCAUGCCUGAAAAUGAAGAUGAUGUCAUUGCUUUGCAAGAUGCUGUGUUGAAUGAAGUAAAUAAGAAACAUCGUGCAGAACGAGAACUCCUGAUUGCGCUUUUACAAGAACAAGAGAACAGCAAACAUAAGAAAACUGCCAAAGAUAUGAAUGAGGACGAACUCUACAAUAAACUGAAUGAACUGAAAUCAUACCGAGCUCAGUGGAGAGAGUCUUCCUCUGAUCCCUCACAGCAGAUACAGAUAUUUGAGGUAUGCUUAUUGGCUGACUUACAACAAGAACAAGAUAAAGAAAGUAGACAUUUGAUGGCUGAUCUGCAUAGUCAGAGUGCAGCAACGCUGAGACAACUAAAGCAAGCAGAAAUGAUAGCAAGAUCACAGAAAUGGUAUGACAAUGUUGCCAGUAUCAUGUUUGGCAUUGCACAUCAACAACUGACUUCAGAAGAUGAAUUAGUGGAAGCCUUAGAAGAGAAGUAUGAUGCAUUGCGAGAUAAACUAUUGGCAGAGGCACUGAUGAGACAGUUCAGUGAGACGCAGUGGGCCAAGAUGUCAGAGAAAGAACGACAGGCAAAGCUGAUGAAAUUGAAAUUAGAAGAAAAAAGAUUAAGGAGAGAAGGAAAAUUUGAUGAAGCUGCUGCCUUGUUGGGAGACAGUUUUAAAAAUGAUGAAGAACUGGCUCGAAUACUUGGCGAGUCUGAGAAGACUCAAAAGGAGAGACUGAAAGAACGACUUGAAAGGAGAAGACAGCUAAAAGCAGAGAGAAAAGCUGAAGGUUUACCGGUUGAUGAUAAAUCACUGGAUGAAAUUCUGGAUGCUGAGGAAGAAGAGGAAAAGAAAAGAAGAAGGAAUAUUUUACUGGAACUGAACAACCAUUUUGAAGAUGAGAAAGAUGCUCUUAUGGCCGCACUGAGGGCGCAGGAUAAACGACUGAUGAGUGAAAGAGAACGACAAUUAGCCCUGGCGAAAUUGAGACGUGAUCAACUGAAACUCAAAAAAGAGGAUAGCUUUGAGACUGCUGCUGUGUUGUACGGAAUCGCACAAGACAAUGAAGCCAAACGACAAACAGGUGUUGGUAAAGAUAGAGAAAGACAGAGACAGUUGGCAAGGCAGAGACUAGCAGCGGCUAAGAAAAAGAGAUCGACAAAGAAUGCAUUGAAGAAAGCAGCACUUGAGAAAAAACUGAAGCAAGACGAAGAAGAGAACGUGAAAUCUGAUGCAAUGCUUGCUCUGAGAAGACAACAAGAAGGGGUGGCUGUUCUGCAAGAGGCUGUACUAACAGAGCUGGAAAAGAAACACAAAACAGAAAGUGAUAUGUUAUUGAUAUUAAUAAACCAUGCAGAAGAAAACAAGAAAGAAAAAGAAGCAGCAAAAAAACUUUCUGAUGAGGAGUUGAACAAGAAAUUGCGUAAAUUAGAGAGUAAGAGAGAUAGAUGGAGGCGACAGUCACAGAAAGAUGCAGAUAUCGCAGAUUAUCAUAACCUUUCACCCAGCGAACUAGGUAAACAUCUUACAAAGUUAGCAGCCAAUCAAGAAAAACAAUAUGAUAUACUGGAAGUAGCCGUAUUACUGAAAAUGGAAGAACUGCGACGAUCAACAGCGGCCGAUGGAAGUGUCCCUGAGAAGAAUAUUGAGAGUGAAGUUCAAGUAAAGUUACUAUCGGAUGUGCAGGAGAAACAGCAAGCUGAGAGCAAUGCUAUGAGUAAAAUCCUAGGUUCUGAUAAGGCUGAACGAAUAUUUGAGAAACUGAAAGAAGAUCAGAGACGAGCAAGACGUGAAGGAUGGUUUGACAACAUGGCUUCAUCUGUUCUUGAUAGCGAUCCACUCCAAGUGACACGUUCUGAGAGUAUGAUUAGUAUUCGUAGUGAAGAUAUCCAUGAGCUGGAAGGUGAAAUUGAAGAUUUGGACAUUAAACAUGAGAGAAAUAUACAAGAAGUUAAAGGAAAGAAAAGAGCGAGACGAGAAGGGAAUAAAAUUGAUGCAAAUGCUAUGUUAGCUGAGCUUGAAAGACAGCAUGCUGCAAAGAAAAAGGCAAUGAAGGAACAGUUAGAAAAACAGAAGCAGAAGAUGAAAGAGAGGCUGGCUGCUAAGAAACAUGCAAAGGAUGAGAAAGAGUAUGAAGAAGUGAUAGCGCUAGCGUUGUUGAAAAAUGCAGAGAGAACUCUCAAACUUCAAGAACAGAAAGAUAGUGAAGAAAAAGACAGACAGGGAAUUAUGAUGAAAGAGAAACUGAAAUCAAGAAGAGAACAGCGACGAGAGGCACAAAAUGCUCGUGAUGAAGCCCAGACAAUGAAAGAACAUGAAGAGCUGGAGAAAAAGAAGAGGGAAAUGGAUGCUGAGAAGAGACUAGUUGAGGAAGAAGCGGCUAAACACCCGCAGAAACUGACUUCGGCAAAGAAAUCAGAUGUGUAUCCAGAUUUGCCUGGUGGUCCAAUGAGACGACAAAAGACGGUUGUUGACAUCAAUGUUUCUGAAGAAAAAAAGAAACAAAUAUUAUCUACCCUGGUUAGUGAACAAACCAAAGCUCAACAAACCAUUGAGAAAGAACAGAUGAAACAAGCUGAGAUGCUUAAAGAGAAAUUGGAGAAACAUAAAUCUCGUCGACAGGAUGAAGCAGCUGCUGUUGUUGGUCUGGGUGCAAGACAAAAAACUAUCCUGGAAAAAACACAAAAGGACGAACGUGAAAGGCAGAUCACAAUGGUAAAAGAGCGGAUUGCUAGAGUUCGAUAUGAGCGUACCAUGACGAUGAAAGAGCGUGCCAACAAAAACACUGCUGAUUUUGAAAAAAUGCUGAGUCCAGAUGACCCGAAUGGAACGCCUAGUGAUGAAAAGAUGUCUAAACUUGCUGCUGAUUUGAACCAAAGAUUUAAAAAGGAUGAAAUGGAUAUCAAAAAAGGAGUGAAGAGCAUGCUAGCUGAAGAUAAUGUGCCUGAAGGCAAGUCCAAACCCAAGAAAACUGUUACAAUUGACGAUGGAACCAAAUCAAGUAGAAAAAUUGAUGAUAAGGAGAAGGAAAGAAUCAUGAAAGAAAGACUUGCUCAAAGACGAAAGAAACAAUUUGUCAAAAAGGGAAGUCUUGCUGCUGCUCCAGAUAUGGAUACAUUGUCAAAAAGAAUCCAGGAACAGAAUGCUAGUGAGAAAAAUGAAGGGGAGUAA